AUGAGAUUGGUUAAUGGGGGAAAUGGUCUUGAUGGGAGGGGAAGGGGGAGGGGAAGGGGGAGGGGAAGGAGAGAAGGAGAGGGGGUGAAGUGUGAAUAUGUUAUGGCUUUAUGGGUAUGGAGUAUACUAGAUUACGAUUGCGAGGAAGAGGGGAAAGAAGAGAAAGAAGAAGAAUAUGAGAGAUUGUGCAUCACUGCUUGUCUUGGGGUGUUACAUGCCAGCAUAUAA
Sclerotinia sclerotiorum 1980 UF-70 is the source of this 228-nucleotide messenger RNA. RefSeq lists its product with no specific name. The record is from RefSeq and is a predicted model, not a curated record. Bases 1 to 228 code for a protein of 75 amino acids. NCBI's taxonomy places the organism in Eukaryota, Fungi, Ascomycota, Leotiomycetes, Helotiales, Sclerotiniaceae. The transcript has 3 exons.